Camellia sinensis is the source of this 967-nucleotide messenger RNA. The record is from RefSeq and is a predicted model, not a curated record. Lineage: Eukaryota; Viridiplantae; Streptophyta; Magnoliopsida; Ericales; Theaceae.
UUCCCGCUAAAAACAACUCUCUCUCUCUCUCUCUCUCUCGACAUUUGCCCCCUUUUUCUUUUGUUUUUGGUACCAAACCAACACAUUUUAACAUCUCUGUUCUCUCUGAGUUGAGUCACAGAUUCUCAGAUUUGUAAGAGUUUGACCUCUUCGAUCUCUCAAUCAUGCCGAGCAUCAUCAGCAAUGAACUCAACGAUACCAAAUCCAUCAAGAUCAGCGACAUCAGAUCCAAUGGCGACUCCACUCUUCGGAAGCGAAGAUUGAGAUCCGAUUCGGCUGCAGAAGACGGAACAAAGUCUAAAUCUCCUCGUCGAUGCAUCAAUGGCAGCCUCAAUUGCACUGAAAAUGGAAUUAUUGAAAAAGAAUCUGGUGAUAAUAAGGUUGUCAAAUCUCGUGAAUUGCUGGUGAAAAAAUUGUCUGAUGAUUUUAUUGACAAACCAAAGUGGAAUCCAAGAGCACAUACGGUUGUGUGCAGGGAAGAUGAGAAGAAAAGGGUUUUGGAGUUCUGUAAACAAUGCAUAGAGCAAGAGAAAGCAGGGUGUUUGUAUGUGUGUGGAUGUCCAGGGACUGGGAAAUCGCUGUUGAUGGAAAGAGUUAAAGACUCUCUGGUCGAUUGGGCACAAGGGGCACUUCCGUACCUCGUCUUUCAACCCCAAGCCCUGGAACUCUGUGCCAGAAAAGUUGCAGCUGCAUCUGGAGAUAUGAGGAAAGCUCUGUGCAUCUGCAGGUUGGCCUUUUAUUGCCAUAGUUACAGCACUUAACUAGUAGCAUAUGUUGAACUUGUAUUGUAUUCAAGAUGAUUGAAAUUAGAUUGGUAGAAAAUGUGCUUAGAAGUAAUCAUCAAGAAGAUGACAGUGUCAUUGAAAUAAUGUUAAAAAAAAAGUUGACUUCUAUAGAAUUUUUUGGACUUAAUGAUUACUAUACAUGUACACCAUCUGUGUGUGAGCAAUGGGUGUAAUAAGCUUAA